UCCACCCAAACUGCAACCGUCCCACACAUGUGACUGUAAAUGUUUAACUUGAGUGUUUCUGGUCAGAGUUUAGUCCCGUAGAGUCUCUGCAGAGUCACAGCAGAAUGAGUUCAGCAGGAGGAGGAUCACCCCUGCAGGUCCAUGCGGUCCGGUUCGGGCCUGGUCAGGAACUGCUGGGAUCUCUUCAGGCGUUCGUGGAGGAGAGGCGACUCCGAGCGCCGUUCAUCAUCACCUGCGUGGGCAGCGUCACCAAGGCAACACUCCGGCUGGCAAACGCCACGGCGACGAACACAAAUGAGGUGAUCCACCUCAGCGGGCGGUAUGAGAUCGUCUCCCUGGUCGGCACGCUGAACCGGGACGCCCACGUCCACAUCUGCCUGUCUGACGUCGAAGGCAAGACAGUCGGUGGUCAUGUGAUGGGGGAUCUGGAGGUGUUCACCACAGCUGAGGUGGUUGUCGGCGAGGCGGUCGACCUGCAGUUCACCCGGGAGCUGGAUGAGCGGACGGGUUUCCCUGAGCUGGUGAUUCAACCACGCAUGGAUGAAUCAGCCUGACUGUAGCUGUUAUAAUGUGUGAAUGAAACAUUUUUCAGCAUUGAAUGAGUGUGAAGGAAAUGAGAAAAGAGAGCGAUGAUAAAAGUCGAGUAGUUGAAGAACUUACAGCUGCAAUCAAUGUUGUCUCUUUUUAUAAUAAAGUUGAAAUUUAA
Thunnus maccoyii (southern bluefin tuna) is the source of this 706-nucleotide messenger RNA. RefSeq names its product bifunctional protein GlmU-like. Bases 105 to 554 code for a protein of 149 amino acids. The record is from RefSeq and is a predicted model, not a curated record. Lineage: Eukaryota; Metazoa; Chordata; Actinopteri; Scombriformes; Scombridae. The transcript has 3 exons.